Arvicanthis niloticus (Nile rat) is the source of this 2719-nucleotide messenger RNA. The record is from RefSeq and is a predicted model, not a curated record. Lineage: Eukaryota; Metazoa; Chordata; Mammalia; Rodentia; Muridae.
CUAGCAGCAUCCACCCGGCGGCAGGCGGGAGCCAGCGAGGCCCGGAAGGCUGCAGAGUGCGCCAGCCACUCGGAAUCUAGCACGCCCCUGCUUCUCUUCGUCUUCCUUCGCCUCCCACCCGCCAAAGGUCCAACUGGUCCCGGCGCCAAGCCUAGGGAGGGGGUUAGGAGCAGCCGCGCCCCCCUCCCCGCGGCAGCCGCCCCCUGCUCUCCCAGCUCAGCUCACUGCCGCGUGCGCCCGGGCCCGUGCGCCCCGGCAGCGCCAGCCAUGUCGAUGCUGCCGUCGUUUGGCUUUACGCAAGAGCAAGUGGCGUGCGUGUGCGAGGUUCUGCAGCAAGGAGGGAACCUGGAACGCCUGGGCAGGUUCUUGUGGUCGUUACCCGCCUGCGAUCACCUGCACAAGAACGAGAGCGUGCUCAAGGCCAAGGCGGUAGUCGCCUUCCACCGCGGCAACUUCCGCGAGCUCUACAAGAUCCUGGAGAGCCAUCAGUUCUCGCCUCACAACCACCCUAAACUGCAGCAGUUGUGGCUGAAAGCGCACUACGUGGAGGCCGAGAAACUUCGCGGCCGACCCCUGGGUGCCGUGGGCAAAUAUAGGGUGCGCCGAAAAUUCCCGUUGCCGCGUACCAUCUGGGAUGGCGAGGAGACCAGCUACUGCUUUAAGGAGAAGUCUCGGGGCGUGCUGCGGGAGUGGUACGCGCACAACCCCUACCCUUCGCCGCGGGAGAAGCGGGAGCUGGCCGAGGCCACCGGCCUCACCACCACCCAGGUCAGCAACUGGUUUAAGAACCGGAGGCAAAGAGACCGGGCUGCCGAGGCCAAGGAAAGGGAGAACACCGAAAACAAUAACUCGUCCUCCAACAAGCAGAAUCAACUCUCUCCUCUGGAAGGGGGCAAGCCGCUCAUGUCCAGCUCAGAAGAGGAAUUCUCACCUCCCCAGAGUCCAGACCAGAACUCGGUCCUUCUGCUCCAGAGCAAUAUGGGUCACGCCAGGAGCUCAAACUAUUCUCUUCCAGGCCUGACAGCCUCACAGCCCAGCCACGGCCUGCAGGCCCAUCAGCACCAGCUCCAAGACUCUCUACUGGGCCCACUCACCUCCAGUCUGGUAGACUUGGGUUCCUAAGUGAAGAGAUACUGGGGCCUUGAAGGGAUGACCGGAGCAGCAACCAACCAGAGCAUCUAGGGGCACUUGUACAUAGACGCCAGGGACAGUUCUGCAGCUUGUUUCUGGGGUUCUUGGCGCAGAGAGGAACCACAGGCUUUCACAACUGUCUUUUUAAAAAUUACAACCAACAGCGAUCUCAGCUGAGCAGACUCUCCCGACUCUUAAAACCCUUGCAUUUCCCCUCCCACUAAAAGGUCAGGAAACAACAGAACCACCCAGGCUUCAUUCUGGGCGACCCGGGCAUCCCUUCUUCCACCUCUUCCUCUUCUUCCUCCUCCUCCUUUUUGUGAACAGAAAUUACAAAUCAACUGGAUUUUAAUUAUAUUCUUUUAAUUUAUUUAUGGAGAAACGGUUUAGGGAAGAGGAAAAGGAAAUGGAGAGAGAGAGAGAGAGAGAGAGAGAGAGAGAGAGAGAGAGAGAGAGAGAGAGAGAGAGAUAUCAAAAUAAUGAAAACCUCAGUCUGAGGGGAACUGGCUGCCUUCUUAAGAUGAAUAGGAAAACUAUAAUCACAACUGUUUUUUGAUGGGAAGAUUAAGUUUACAUUUUUCAUAUUUAGUGUUAAAUAAUUUUAUGUAGAUUAAAAUAAAAGAGCAGUAUUAGUGAGGGAAACAAGUGCCUAAAUGUCUUAAUGCUCUCUAUGGGAGGCGGCUAGAGUAGCAGCCAUGUUAGUGACACAACUAUUGUCAAUUUUAAUGGGGGCUUUGGUGAUCGUUUUCUUGUUGUUUUUGUUUUUAAACUUUUAUGACAAACUCUAAAUAUGUACCAACGAGGGAGGGGGAAAACCUGAUUUCCUAAAUGUCAUCACUUCUUCCUCAGAGACUUUCCUAUCUUUAGGCUGCCUCUGUCCAGAGGGCUCUGCUACUCCUAGUUUCUACUUGCAAGGGGGUGCCAACAAAUCUGGCAGUCUGGUAUUUGUUACUAAAAGAGCGUGUGUUUUUAGGCUUCAUUUCUAUUGUACCUAAACCAGUCUACAUUAAAACUCAGUAGCCCAGCAGGAGUUUGAUUCUGUCUCUGAAAGGUGAGUUGUGUAUUGCUGUCACCGGGCCUGUUGAAAAACAAGUUUUCUUGCUUUCUUAGUAGUAGUCAUGAAUUGCAGGGUAUUUUUGAAGUCUUAUCACCUGAAACCAAGAGGAUAGUGGCUAGGUUAACAAUAUGACUAAAGAAAAGAAAUUUAGCCUCGGGUAUUUAUUUAUUUUUGUUAUUUAGAAAUGCAGUUUUGUUUACCACUGUUUCUUCUCCACAGCCUUCAUAUGUUAGCUUGGCUCUUCGGUGUUAGCAACUUAUGAAAAGACUGUGAAAGUAAACGUAAUUUAUCUGUUUUUUAUUUUAAAGGGAACUCGAAUAAGAAUUUAAAAUUAUGGAUUGAUUUGUACAAAUAAAAACGCAGGCCAUUGGAAGCUCUUUUGUCAGAUAGUGUCCAAAAAAAAAUCCCAGUAAUCAUGAAGGCUCCAUGUUCUUUUUGCCUGGGGCAAAAUGAUGUAUCUUAUGUAUUUAGCUUUUAAAACUAGUGAAGCAAAUGGCAUUAUUUAUUAAAAUUCUACUCAGGAUAACAGGA